AUGCAUUUCCUCCGUUUCGUCAGCGUGAUCGCCGCUGCAUCAACAGCCUCCGCUGCCCUGACCUGGUCACUCGACAAAGCCUCCAAUCCCUCUUCCGAUGAAACAGAAGCCUACGGUCUGAUCGAGGCCGCCAUGGAAGCCGCAGUGGCCCGACACUCUCGCCUCGGCGACGCCAGCAAAGAUAUUCACGUCUCUUACGCGCCCGGUGUUCCGACCGCGGAGGCCAACUACGACGGCACGCUUCGAUUCGGUUCGGACCGCGCCUACAUGAACGAGCGGACGGCUCUGCAUGAAAUCUCGCACACCCUUGGUGUGGGCCAGACGGAAGCCUUCGAUACGCUUUGCGCGGAUAAUAACUGGCCGACGGCGACGCCUUUGCUGCAGUCGUGGGAUGGCGACGAUGCGAAAAUCAGCUGCGGUGGGAGUCACUUCUGGCCGUAUGGCUUGAACUAUGAUAAUGAAUGGAGCGAUGAGAAUGGCGAUCGUCAUGUGCAGAUUGUCAAUGCCAUGCUUGCGGAUGGUAUGUAA
Messenger RNA from Aspergillus affinis, 528 nucleotides. RefSeq lists its product as uncharacterized. Lineage: Eukaryota; Fungi; Ascomycota; Eurotiomycetes; Eurotiales; Aspergillaceae. The transcript has a single exon. The coding region runs from base 1 to 528 and encodes 175 amino acids. The record is from RefSeq and is a predicted model, not a curated record.